AUGCACUACAUCACACCAGCCCGACUUGCCCGACCUGGCACUGGGUUCAACGAUAAGAAUUUCCCUUGGAAACUUAUGCCAGCAGCCCUCGUGCAAGCCAAUCUUUGUAUCAAAGGAUACCCAGCUCACAAAUGUCUCUUACCAGGGGAAACUCACAACGAGAUUUCCAAGAAGAAAGCGGCAGUGAUUGCCUCUGAGAAACCUGUAGUCACAGGCGAAGCUCCUUCAUCUGAUUGGGCGCAUUCUGGUGCCCGACAACUCUUUCUUGAUGGCCACACAGAUUACAACGGCCCUGCUCGCCUCAAGCCCAGCGGUGCAACCACCAAAAUCAAGAAGGGUAAUAAAGUGCCUAAGGCUCCUCCUCUGCCCUCCAUUGAUGAAUCAGACAACGAUGACCAACCUGGACCUUCUGCUCCCAAGCGUGCACCUCAGGCCAUCCUCCGGAAACCACACAUGCGCAUGGAAGUUAUUCCGCCUCCAUUCCCAUUCCCACUACCACUACCCUCACGUCCUUUCAAAGUUGUGCCUAGGCCAGCUGCCCCUCAAGCUCGGAGUGAUAUUAUCGAACUAACGUCCACUGACGAAAAACCCUCCGAAGAACCUGACACGGAAUACGAAGAAGCAGCACGUGGGAAGAGGAAGCUCAAGUCAGCAAACACAUCGCGUGCGUCAAAAAAGCUUGCCCCAUCAACAGACAAGACUGACACUUCGAAAGCGGGGAAGAAAGGAGUACAGACGAAGAACAACCCCCAACCCAAGGUGCAGGCAUCAAACCCUUCUCCAACAAAGGGCGGACCACUAUCCCCAUUGAUGGUGGGUUCAUCGAGCAUGGCAGCCUCACCAGAAAGUAUGGUAAUGCGACUUCGAGAUGGACCUUCAAAUGACUCGGAGGACAUGAAGAUCUACACUCUAGAACGUGUCAAACCACGGCCGGCCACCAAAGGCUCUAAGUGUACAAUGAAGCGUGCCCUUCGUACUGUUCAUGUCCAGGCAGAUGUUUCAGAGGGAGCAGUGCUACACAAUAAAGUUCCGGCAGGAGAUACACAGGAGGAAGAACUAGCUUCUGCUGUCACGCCUAGUAUUCCCAACCAACAGCCCGAUGUCCCUCGUAUUCCCAUCCAACAGCCUGAUAUCCCUCGUGCCCAGACUCCUCAUGGCUCAGAGCUGUCUCAUGAUGCCCCUCAUCUCCAGACUCCUCGUGACUCGGAGCCUCCUCGUGAUGGACCUCAUCCCCAGAUUCCCUGUGGCUCGGAGCCUCUACAUGACCCACCACGCAACCUUCAUGAGAUUCCCCAUGAUCAUCAUCGUGAUCCUGGCGAGGCCCUAUACAACCAUCAUGAGCAUUCACGCAACCCUCGUGAGCCUCUACAGUACCCUCAUGAGCCUCUACAGUACCCUCGCGAGCCCCUCUGGCAUGACCCUCGUGGCACCCUUCGCAACCCUCGGGAUGAUAUCCAACAAGACCCUCGUUAUCCUUCCCGUGCUAAUUCUCAUGACCCUAUGCACCCAUAUGACCAAUGUUACCAUGGGCGUCAUCAUGAGGUCCAGAAUCAGCAUGAGGCAACUCCAAUUAUCAACCGCGACUCUCUCCACCCCCACGACGCCUUUUACCCACGUGAUUCUCGUCCCACCCGCUCCCUUGGUGGUUACCCACCUCCAGAUAAUUACGGAUCCACUGAGGUUCGCACAGAGAGUGAUUUGAACACUCGAGAUAGCUCUCCUGCAUCGGAUUUACUUGGUCACUUUAGUCAUGGCUAUACUCGUGAAGCUGGAUAUAGUCGACGUGAUGACCUCGAUGAGCGCAGGCAUUUAUUAGCUCCCUAUCGUCCAGUUGGUCCAUACCGUAACGGAGGAUACCCACAAGACAGAAGAUACCACAAUUCGAGGUGGACAGACCAUGAUGAUCCCUAUGUCCGUGAUGCCGUGCCACGAUCCAGUCGUGAUGCACACAACCAGCCCCGAGGACCUCCCUCUUAA
Suillus fuscotomentosus is the source of this 1977-nucleotide messenger RNA. RefSeq lists its product as uncharacterized. The record is from RefSeq and is a predicted model, not a curated record. The coding region runs from base 1 to 1977 and encodes 658 amino acids. The transcript has 7 exons. NCBI's taxonomy places the organism in Eukaryota, Fungi, Basidiomycota, Agaricomycetes, Boletales, Suillaceae.